This is a messenger RNA of Suillus paluster, 1998 nucleotides long. RefSeq names its product heat shock protein. Lineage: Eukaryota; Fungi; Basidiomycota; Agaricomycetes; Boletales; Suillaceae. Gene Ontology annotation, cellular component: cytoplasm; mitochondrion. The record is from RefSeq and is a predicted model, not a curated record. Bases 1 to 1998 code for a protein of 665 amino acids. Gene Ontology annotation, molecular function: ATP hydrolysis activity; misfolded protein binding; ATP-dependent protein folding chaperone. Gene Ontology annotation, biological process: protein refolding; cellular response to unfolded protein. The transcript has 7 exons.
AUGUUCACUGCAGCUCGUUCCCUCCGCAGCGCCGUUGCCCGCACUGGCAACUAUGCCGCCAUUCCGCGGUCUUUGAUCGCGAGGAACAUGAACUCCAAAGUCUCCGGUCCUGUUGUGGGUAUUGAUCUGGGUACGACAAACUCAUGUGUUUCCGUCAUGGAGGGGAAAACCGCGCGUGUCAUUGAGAACUCUGAGGGUGCCCGGACAACGCCCUCUGUUGUUGCAUUCACGAAACACGGCGAACGUCUGGUCGGCUUACCUGCAAAGCGUCAGGCCGUUGUUAACCCUGCCAACACGGUCUUUGCAUUCAAGCGGAUGAUCGGUCGGCGAUACAGUGACAAGGAGGUGCAAGAAGAUGUAAAACAUUGGCCUUUCCGUGUCGUGGCAAAAGCUGAUGGUCGGCCAGCCGUCGAAGUCGAAGCCGGGUCCAAAAAACAGCAAUACUCCCCUGAGGAGUUGUCGUCGAUGGUUCUUGUCAAGAUGCGUGAGACCAGCGAGCAGUUCUUGAACAAGAAAGUCACCCACGCCGUCGUCACCGUACCCGCCUACUUCAACGACGCACAACGACAAGCAACGAAAGAUGCUGGUCAAAUUGCAGGUCUCGAAGUGCUGCGGGUAAUCAAUGAACCUACCGCUGCUGCUCUUGCCUAUGGUUUGGACCGUGCUGAUUCAUCCGUCAUUGCCGUCUAUGACCUUGGGGGUGGUACCUUCGAUAUCUCAAUCUUGGAGAUGCAGAAGGGUGUUUUCGAAGUCAAGUCAACUAACGGCGACACUCAUCUUGGUGGUGAGGACUUCGACAUUGUUCUUCUCAACCACAUCUUGGCGGAGUUCAAGAAGGAGAGUGGCAUUGACCUCAGCCAGGAUCGGAUAGCUAUUCAGCGCAUCCGUGAAACUGCUGAGAAGGCCAAGAUCGAGCUUUCGUCGACAACACAGACAGAGAUCAACCUACCUUAUAUCACCGCCGAUGCAUCUGGCCCCAAGCACAUCAACAUGAAGCUUGGACGCGUGCAGUUGGAGAAUCUUGUCGAAUCUCUUAUCAAGCGUACCAUUGAGCCGUGCAGAAAGGCCCUUUCUGACGCCGGUGUGAAGGCCAGUGAGAUCGACGAGGUCAUCCUCGUUGGUGGUAUGACCCGCAUGCCUAAGGUCACGGAGACGGUCAAGAGCGUCUUCGGUCGCGAUCCCAGCAAAGGUGUCAACCCCGAUGAGGCUGUCGCCAUCGGUGCCUCCAUUCAGGGUGGUGUGCUGGCGGGCAAUGUCACGGAUAUCCUCCUCCUCGACGUUACGCCCCUGUCGCUUGGUAUCGAGACGCUCGGUGGUAUCAUGACCAAGCUCAUCAGUCGUAACACGACCAUCCCAACAAAGAAGUCGCAAGUCUUCUCCACUGCUGCUGAUGGUCAGACAGCCAUCGAGGUCAAGAUCUACCAGGGCGAGCGUGAGCUUGUCCGGGACAACAAGCUUCUUGGCAACUUCAACCUCGUCGGCAUCCCCCCUGCUCCCAAGGGUGUUCCUCAGAUCGAGAUCACCUUCGACAUCGAUGCUGAUGGUAUUGUCAACGUGGCUGCCAAGGACAAGGCCACCAACAAGGACCAGUCGAUGACUAUCGCCUCCUCGUCGGGUCUUAGCGACAAGGAUAUUGAGCGCAUGGUUGCGGAUGCAGAGCAGUUCGCCGAAUCUGACAAGGCUCGUCGUGAUCUUAUCGAAGAAUCCAACAAGGGCGAGUCCGUUUGCUCCGACACUGAGAAAGCCAUGAAUGAAUUCAAGGACCAACUCGAUGCCGCUGAGAAGGAGAAGGUCACCAAGCUCGUCGGCGAACUUCGCGAGCUUGCUGCCAAGGGUCAGGUUGGCGACGGCUCUGUUACCGCUGAGCAAAUCCGGGAGAAGAUCAAUGAGACUCAACAAGCCUCGCUCGGCCUCUUCCAGAAGGUGUACGAGAAGCGGAAUGCUGAGAACGCUUCGUCAGAAAGCAGCUCGGAGAGCAAGGAGGAGAAGAAGGACUAA